AGAUUGCACAAUCCACAUUUCCUCUUGAAUUCUCCAUCUUUCAACCAUAACCUACCAAUGGAAGCUUCUUCAUUCCACAACCACCACCACCCUUUUCUUGUUGAUCAAUGUCCUUCUUUCUCAGACCCCAUGACCACCAUUGCGCCUGCCGCUGGUUUCUGUGGUGAAUUCUACCAACCAUAUGAACAAGUUGUGCCCACUAACUCCAUUGAGGUGAGUAGUGCUCAUGGAAACCAAGCUUCCAUUGGCAAUAACUUACAAAUCUUUGAUUCCUCGAUGCCAAUGGCGGUUGUUCAUGAUCACAAAUAUGAAAUGAAGAUACCCACAAGCGAAUUAGGCGCAUUCGGUUAUGAUCAAUCUAAUAAUAUGACAAAAACCACAUGUAAAAGGAGAAGGAGGCAAAAGAAAAGCAAGGAUGAUAAAGAAAAUAAGAAGAAAGGGACAGAUUCUAAAGAAGGGGGACAAAUUGGGUAUAUACAUGUUAGAGCAAGGAGAGGUGAAGCAACUGAUAGUCACAGUCUUGCUGAAAGGGUGAGACGAGAGAAGAUAAGUGAGAAGAUGAAGGCCUUGCAAUCCAUUGUUCCAGGGUGUGAUAAGAUAACAGGAAAGGCUCUUAUGUUGGAGGAAGUUAUUAACUAUGUCCAAUCUCUACAAAAUGUAAUUCAGACUCUAUCUUUGAAGCUUGCUUCUGUAAAUCCCAUGUUGUAUGACUAUGGAGCAGAAUAUGAGGAAUGCAUGCACCAACCUCAUGAUCAGAAUUAUAUGACCACCAUCCAGCAACAGCUGCUUUCAUUUCAAGAAAACCAGAUGCCAUGCAUGAAUUCCCAGAAUAAUGGUGAAGCAUUAUGGGAUUUUGAAGAACAAAGACAAGAACUCGACGAUCUUUUUGCUAUUAUCAAUGGCAAUUCAUUUACUUAAUUUCUUUUAUGUAAUUUCAGAGUGUUGACCAAAUUGAAGAUGAAGAAAGAGAUGAAUAACUUAACGGAAUACAGGCAUGUAGACGUAUAUAUAUGUAUGUGUAUAUGUAUAUGUGUAUGUAUACACAUAUAAUAUCCUCUCAUCGAUUUCAUAUAUUUGUAUAACAUUUUUUAUAUAUCAUGUGGU
Molecule: messenger RNA, 1104 nt
Organism: Helianthus annuus (common sunflower)
Lineage: Eukaryota; Viridiplantae; Streptophyta; Magnoliopsida; Asterales; Asteraceae
Product: transcription factor BHLH094
Exons: 8
Coding region: 58-918 (286 amino acids)
Biological process (GO): regulation of DNA-templated transcription
Cellular component (GO): nucleus
Molecular function (GO): DNA-binding transcription factor activity; protein dimerization activity
Source: RefSeq, a predicted model, not a curated record